Messenger RNA from Acanthopagrus latus (yellowfin seabream), 2770 nucleotides. Its product is annotated as G-protein coupled receptor 84-like. The transcript is spliced from 2 exons. Gene Ontology annotation, biological process: neuropeptide signaling pathway. Lineage: Eukaryota; Metazoa; Chordata; Actinopteri; Spariformes; Sparidae. Gene Ontology annotation, molecular function: urotensin II receptor activity. Gene Ontology annotation, cellular component: membrane. The record is from RefSeq and is a predicted model, not a curated record. Bases 62 to 1285 code for a protein of 407 amino acids.
UAAGAUUACUGUAUUUACUUCACAAACAACUGAAGAAAGUCAUCAACUUAAAGUUGACAGAAUGAUGAUGAAUUACACCAACCAAACAGAGGACGUCCUCCUCUCCUGCUACAGUCCUUCAGUUGUCGGCUAUCACUACGUUGCUGUGCUGUGGGGAUGUGCUGUGACCAUCAUAGGUACGGUGGGGAACCUGAUGACCAUUCUAGCCUUCGCCAUAGAUCCUCAUCUGAGGACGCGUUUCAACGUGCUCAUCGUCAACCUGGCUCUAGCUGAUCUCCUGCACUGCACCAUACUGCAGCCCAUCUUAGUUGACUCCUAUCUACACCUCAGAUGGCGCACUGGUCUGGUGUGCUGCAGAACUGUCGGCCUGCUCGUCUUCCUCUCCAUCUGUGUCUCCAUUAUCACCCUCUGCCUGAUAGCAGUAGGCAGAUAUCUACUGGUCGCAAAGAGAGCUGUGUUUGACCGUGUCUUCUCUGACCUUGGUCUUUCUUUACUAAUCAUCUCAGCAUGGACACUAGGCCUGGCCAGCCUUGGUCCACUAUGGCCUGGUUACGUGUUUGUGCCAAAGGUGUGCUUAUGUAGUAUUGAUGGGAAGACGUACCAUCCCUACCCCACCAUCCUGCUCAUUUUCUACUUUUUUUUCGGUCUGGGAUGUGUUGGUAUAUUCUACCUCCUCAUCUACAGACGUGUCCGGAUGACAUCACUAGCUCUACUCCGCUAUAGGUUCAGCCGCCGAUCCUCCAGGAAGAAACCAGCUUCUCCAGCACAAGACACCAAUGACAGUGGAGUGGAGAGCAGUGUGGUCAACACAUGUAGCUGUGAGAUGAGCUGCCAGGCAGAACGAGCCCGAACCACAGAUGAGAUCAAUUGGGAAAAGUCGUCCCAGUCUACUCACAGCUCUGCCACAACUGAAUCAGCAACCAAGUCUCCCCCUGAUAUCAUCGAAACCUCACCUUCACCUUCACCCUCACCUGCUCCAACUAAUGCAGCCUCCUCGUCCCACUGCACAGCCUCAAGAGAUGAUAAGGAAAUGAAGCAUGUGACACAAAUGUGUUUAGCUGUUUUCCUGGGUUUUGUGUUUUGCUUUGCCCCUUACCUGUUAAUCAACAUAGCCGACGAACAUAACCGUGCCCCACGGGUUUUGUAUAUGUUCUGUAGAAACCUCACCUGGCUCAACAGCUGUAUCAACCCUGUGCUCUAUGCCGUCAUGAACAGACAGUUUCGACAGGCCUACCAUGUGCUGCUCACCAGGGCUGCUGCACCAUUCACCUGCCUGUGGAUGUGAAGGUCAUCUCUUUAGGCACCGAACCUCCUGGAAUUGAAAAAGACAGAUCACCAAAAAUAUACAUAGAAACAUUCCUCCAAGUGGAUUGCUAUUGGUUCAUCUAGAUAGUUUUGGUGUAAGCUGAUGAUUCAGGAGAUAUGGGCAAAAGAGAUGCCUGCCAUUCCCCCUCCAUUCUGCAAAAUAUGACUCCGUACAUGCCUAAAAAGCCCCCAUCUCUGAUUCCAUAUUGUUCAUGUAACUUCUUACAAUUCAUUACCUAAGUAAAGCAUCAGUGUGAACAAAAAUUGCGUACAAGGUUAGACACUUCAGUUAUGUGUCUGUGUCCUAAAGGGAUUAAGUCACUACCAACUUCAGUAGUUCUGCAUUUGCUUACAUUUUCACACUUGGGCAUGCACGUAAUGGUCUAUAUUUACUCCAGUGUGACAGACACAGGAAGUGUAUGUGCAACAGGAAAAGGUACAAUAACCACAUGGCAUUAAAGCAUUAAGUCUCAUGUGCCCAUCAUUAAUUUAAUAUCAUAGCUGCAGUUAGGGCUGGGUGGUAAAUCAGUAAAAAUCAUUAAUUCGAGUUUGUUGUUUAGGACGAUUUAAAAAAAUUAAAAUCGAUGUACUCUUUAACUUGCUCCGCCGCCGCUCCACAUGCCCUUAGCUCAUAGUGAGCUCUGCCCUCCCCCAGCAUUUAUGUUUCAUACAACAACAUUGCAGCAAGCCAAGAGUUCAUUCCUAUAAAGGCACCGUCUCGUUACUAGUUGGGUUCUGUAUUAGACCUCGAACAAACGACAGUCCAUAGACCAACCCAUUUAUUUCAGCAUCUCAUACAGACGCAUGUAUCAGAGUGGGACACUUGUUGUUCACUACGAGAUGCACAGGAGAGCGGCAGCCCCCAAAUACCCACUAAAAAGAGCCAACAUCAGCGGAAUCAUUUAAUCAUUGCGUCACAUAUGACAAGAAAGGGGCUUGGUGGACAGUUUUUAUGGAUGCAGUCAUGUUGCUAAAGAUAUGGUGCCCAUACAUACCGUGGGAAAAGCCGGAGGUUCAUCCACAUACUGAAAAUGUUCGACCCCAGGUUUGUGCUAUGAAGCAGCAAGGGGGCAUGUCUCAAGCCAGAGGUGGUAGACAUGUUCAGCUUCCUUGCCAAAAAUGUGUAAAAUAGACAGAAAAUAGACAUUUGAUGAAAGUUAUGUUCACACUUUAUCAAUCCCAAUGGGGAAAUUGAUCUGUUUUUAUAAAAACAAGCAAUCUGACAUGAUAAAUUUAUGUUUACAAAAGCAUUUUAUCAAAGAGGGGCACAUUUCUUUCAAGUGAGUUUGAAGCUGUACUAUUUAAAAUGACAAGGCAAUUUUGUGUGCAAUAAAAGCAUUAAAAUAAACCAAAUGUGGAAAAACUAUGUUUUUGGUUAUACAAAAAAGAAAAUGUCCUGUGGAAAAUUACACAAGAUCUCUCUUCCUGAUUUUAGACACGACACGGAAAAUCCCUGUUGAACACC